This is a messenger RNA of Pleurotus ostreatus (oyster mushroom), 948 nucleotides long. RefSeq lists its product as uncharacterized. The coding region runs from base 1 to 948 and encodes 315 amino acids. Gene Ontology annotation, molecular function: methyltransferase activity. NCBI's taxonomy places the organism in Eukaryota, Fungi, Basidiomycota, Agaricomycetes, Agaricales, Pleurotaceae. The transcript has 8 exons. The record is from RefSeq and is a predicted model, not a curated record.
AUGUCCCUCUACCAACACCCCGUAGAAUACCUCUCAGAUCGCGACGACGACUCGGACUACUUCCGCAACGUCCACGGUAGGGCUCUCAACGCCCUCAACGAGCGCUACAUGCUCCCCGUCGACCAUGAUGAGGUCAAGCGCUCGGAGCUCCAUCACCGCAUGAUGCAGUUUGUCUUCAAUGGCAAAAACUACGUCGGCCCGGUCUCAGAGGUCCUGCACGGCGGCCACCAGCGCAGAGUACUCGAUCUCGGUACAGGCGGCGGAUGUUGGUCGGUGGCAAUCGACAUUGCAGAUGAAUUUCCCAAAGUAGAGGUCGUCGGCGUCGAUUUGGCCCCAAUACAGCCUAGAAGUGUCCCACCGAACUGCACAUUUGAACUUUGUGAUCUGGACCAAUGGACCCUGCCGUACCCCGACAACCACUUCGACCUUAUACACGCGCGAUCAAUGCAUACCGGGAUUUCGAAUUACCCCCGCCUCGUCCACGAGAUCUCGCGAAUCCUGAAGCCUGGCGGUCUGGUCAUCCUCAUAGAGCCAGACCUUAUGCCAAUAGCAGACGGUAAACCCGCCGAUGAGUUCGGACUUCCUGGUUGGUUCGCAUUUUGGCAGACAUAUCGCGGAUGCUUGAAGCAACAGGGCAUUGACACCACCGUUCCCAGUCGUCUUCCUCAGUUUCUUAGCGCAACGAAGGCCUUCCAUCAUAUCGUUACCCAAGACGGUAAUAUUCCCGUCGGAUUUUGGCCAAAAGAUCCGCUAUUACUUACUGUAGGCCAACUCGCUUGGAUGGAUUGUGAUCUCUUCAUACCCGCCCUCAAGCCAUUAUUCCUUCACGCUGGCCUCCCCGAGUCUAAAGUCACUAAACUGAUCAAAGAAGCUCAGCAAGACCUUUACUAUCCCCUCCUUCAAAUAUCGUGUAAAUAUCACAUAGUUCAUGCUUUCAAACGCAAUUGA